Haliaeetus leucocephalus (bald eagle) is the source of this 3836-nucleotide messenger RNA. It is a transcript of the gene ZNF512, whose product is annotated as zinc finger protein 512. The transcript is spliced from 14 exons. Gene Ontology annotation, molecular function: zinc ion binding. The record is from RefSeq and is a predicted model, not a curated record. Lineage: Eukaryota; Metazoa; Chordata; Aves; Accipitriformes; Accipitridae. The coding region runs from base 85 to 1791 and encodes 568 amino acids.
GGCAUCAGGAGCAGGGCGCUGCCGGCUGCCGGCGCCGGUGGUGCCUUCUGUCCGGAAGGUCUUCAUUGCAGGAGACGGUAGUCCAUGAAGUACGCAGGACACCAAGCCUGGACAUCACAGACAACAGAAGGUCAAGAGGUCUCUGGGAAACAAAAAUUGUUUUCCAGGUCUAAGCAAUUUGAGGAGGUGGAAACUACUGUCCUAGGACUGAGCAGUAACUAUGAUGAGACAGUCAGCAACAUUUCUUCUGCCUCACCGAAGGGUCGAGUGAAUGGAAGUGCAGAGUCCAGAAGCAAGCGGACCAUUCGCAGGCCUGCUUACUGGUUGGAAAUGAGAGGAAUAAAAAACAGCAUUAACAAAUCUUCAGAAAAAAAAGCAGGGGAAGUACUAUUGAAAGGCAAGAGGAAAUCUGAGCAAGGGGAAGGCGAAAAUCUUAAAGACUCUCCCAAGAAGAAGCAGAAGAUUGCGGGGAAAAAACAGCAAGCUGGAACACAACAAAACUCCAAAGUGAAAAGCCACUGUGUUCAGAAAGAACCGGAAGCCUAUGGCACAGGUAGUAUGGAAGAGCGAUGGUCUUUGGAAAUUCAGGACAAAGGCCGAGUUACCUGUCCAACAUGCCGGGCUGUGGUGAGAAAGACUGUAGAAGGACUGAAGAAACAUAUGGUAAAUUGCAGGCAGGAAAUGUUCACAUGUCAUCACUGUGGGAAGCAGCUGAAGUCUUUAGGAGGGAUGAAAUACCAUGUCAUGGCAGACCAUAACAAUCAGCCAGUUGUGAAGGAGGGAGGAGAAUUGGAUGAGCAGCUUGAGCGAGACCGCCUUCGGAAGGUUUUGAAGCGUAUGGGAAAACUAAAGUGUACGAGGGAGGGCUGCACAGGCAGCUUCACUAGCAUAAUGGGAUACCUGUAUCAUGUUAAAAAAUGUGGGAAGGCUGCUUCAGAGCUGGAGAAAAUGGCUAUGAAGUGCCAUCACUGUGGAAAAGCAUACAAAUCGAAGGCAGGACUUGUCUACCAUCUCCGAUCUAAGCAUGGGCCGGUCACUUUCCUCCAUGAGGAGAGAAGAACAGAGAGCCUGAAGGAAAUAAAACGGGAGCCAAACAACACAGGCAGAGUUCAGAGGAGAUCUGCAAAGGUGGCAAUCUACUAUCUCCAUGAGCUAGCUGGAGAAGAGCUGGCCAAAGAGUGGCCCAAGAGAAAAGUUCUGCAGGACUUGAUUCCAGAUGACCGGAAGCUGAAAUAUACUCGUCCUGGACUGCCCACAUUUAGUCAAGACGUACUGUGCAAAUGGAAAACGGAGAUAAAGAUGUACCGAAGAGUCCACUGCCCAAAUCAGGGUUGUGAAUCUGUAUAUGGCAGUGUCUCUGGACUCAAAUCUCACCUCGGCACAUGUACCUUGGGAGACUUUGUGGCUGGCAAAUACAAGUGUCUCCUGUGUGAGAAGGAGUUCAUUUCAGAGAGUGGGGUCAAGUAUCACAUCAACUCUGUGCAUGCUGAGGACUGGUUUGACGUGAACACAACUACCACCAAAAGCUUUGAGAAGCUAAUGAAAAUCCGCCAAAGAGAAGAGCAGAGGAAGCAACGGAAGAAACGUCCUUUGACCCGGGGCAAAAAGAAGAGAACUGGGACCCUGGCUGCCAAGAGGCUCCCCAGUGCUGGAGUUGAAAAAAUGAGGAGAAGUAAGAGAGGUCGUCCACAGCGGGUGGACAAUGAGAGCAUGAGUAGUGAGGAGGGGGAGCCCCAAGUUGCACAGAGAGCCGAAUUUCCAAAAACCAGCCGCAAGCGAGGCCGAAAGUAAAUUCCUAGAAGAAGAGAAGAAGUAAUCCUAAAGCCUUUCAGUUACAAGCCCCACUCCCAUCAGGCUCAUAACCCACAGCACUAAUAUAAGCAACUGAAUGUCUUUGGGCCUGUGACUCCAUUCUGCUCGGUGACCUUGAUUUUGAAACUGUUUCCUCUGGUCAGUUGUGAGAGACUUCAAACCAAAGCUGUGGUACAGAGGCUGCCUCUCCUGGUGUAGUUCCCUUGGACAGUGGCACUAGCAGUGUACUCAGUGUAAUUCCUGCUCUGGUUACAGUCUCAGUUUGGAUCAUAUUAGUUGCUUGUUUAGUGGUUUCCAGUACAGCAGCUGUCUGUUUUAUCAUCUUCCACUGAUGGGUGAGAUCAGGGUUCUUUUUUAGCGGUUCUCCCUAUAAGGGACUGACUAGCACAGUGUUUAGGUCUCUUUAAGGGGGGAAUCCUUUCUUGCACAGUAUGCAUACAAACUAAGCAGUGCUGUGCAGCAUACAAAGGCUUUAGCUUGCCCUGUAACUGUCCUGUCUGUUGUCAGCCAGGCUGCCACAGAAGAGCAAAUACCUUCCUAGCAUGUGCUCCAGUCUGUUGCACAAGGCAUCGUCUCUACUUCAUACACUGAUGUUUAGGCUCAGCACCAGACCAUAGCACAUGAACUCUGGUCUGCUUGGAAGUGAUGGGACAUCAUUACUACCCUCAUCAGGAACCCAGUAUUCCCCUGGCAUCUGUCUUCUCUAGCACUGGGCAUUGAAUGUAUGUAAAGGGUCUUUCAGUCCAGCGAGGAAUAAAUAUCCUCCAGCCUUUCAGAGAUUCACUGGCCUUUCAGACACCCCCAGUAACUAAUGUAAUAAGACGGCCUUCGUGGAUACUCUGAAGACCGCUUGUUUCAGAUUCACCGGGGAAACAAACUUACUGCAAGACAGUGCAUAUCUAUGAUAGCAGUCUUGCUAACGCUGAAACCCAGGUUCUGUUGAAUUGCCUUGCCAGUGUGGUAUUCUGUCAUGCCCGUGCUCUCAUAGUGUCCUUUUUUUCUGCACUGUAGAAGUCACCUUCGUUGUCAUAUAUCACCUGUUUCUUUUCAAUACUGCUUCCUUUGUGUGAAUGAGGUACAUUAGCCGUGGCUUCCAUGUGUGGAAAAGGUUGAAAGAAGAGGGUUCAUUAUUCUAAGUAAGUCAUGUAUUGGCAUGAACUCUAGAUCAUAGGGAAUAUCUUCCUGUGCUCUGUAAAUGCAGCAGAUGUCAUAGAAGCUAGUAGGAAGCAGCAGCACAGGCAGUCCUACUCUGUCUUUCAGAGAAUGGGUUCUCCAAAAUUUCUGUUAGCUAAAGACCCACUGUACCAGGAAGUUUCAAAAUUUGACCUUUUCCUUGCAGUUUUGCAGGCAAGAAAAUAGGCAGCUGGCUCCCUGUUAAUUUUCACUGACUACCAAAGUUGCUGGUGCUGAAAUUCACAGGGAAGCCAUUGCAGUGCCUGGUGAACAGGCAGGUUUAUAUGUAUGUGUUAUUACCAGAAUAAUCACAUUGGCCCUGACAGUGGGAAGUGCUGUAUGGCCAGGGUGUUCUCAAGAGCUGCCUCUCCCAUAUAAUAAGCAAAGCAGACCCCAGCUGAGCAUGGUGUGUCUCUCAUGGGGAUUAACACCUGUUCAGUAGUGAGACAGCAUGCAGUGCUCCAUUGUGAUUUACACACAGUAGUUACAACUGCCUUUUAGAACCAGCUGUCACUGUGGUUGCAGUGCUGCACUGAAAGUAUAGAUAUGUGGACUUCUGUGCAGGGUGUAUAAGGUUUGCAGUAAGAGGGACAAGAUCAGAAGAUGACAAAAUAAAAUGUCACCAGUGCAAGAAUGUGGUUUCUUGUCUGUUUGGUGUGUAGUGUUCUUGGUACCACCUCUACUUGCACAACACACCCCAGCCUGCCCACUUGGUUGUCCUGCAUGCUCUGGUGCUGUUCAGUUGUCUGCACCAUUUCUCCUCAGUAUUCCACUGUACACAGCUGUACAUUGACCACACCUGUUUACUACCUUCCCACCCGAGAGGUGGACAACAUGGUAAGCCCAUGAAU